This is a messenger RNA of Plasmodium yoelii, 759 nucleotides long. Its product is annotated as selenoprotein, putative. NCBI's taxonomy places the organism in Eukaryota, Apicomplexa, Aconoidasida, Haemosporida, Plasmodiidae. The transcript has a single exon. The record is from RefSeq and is a predicted model, not a curated record.
AUGUACUAUUUAAAGCUUUUUUUAAAGCUAUUUGCAUUAAUUUUUUUGAGUUAUGAUUUUAUUGUUUUAAAAAAUGAAGCCAUUGUAGAGAAAGGAAAUUUUUUUAGAAAAAGCUAUGAUGCUUUAUUUGUGCAAAGGGAUAUAUUACCUUCAUAUAUAAACCAAGAUAAUCAAAUAUCUAUUUAUUUUUGUAGAUCAUGACAAUCUCAAUAUGUUUUAAGUAGAAUAAAAAAAUAUUUUGAUAUAUUAAAUGGGGAAGACACUAAAAUUUACUUUGAAGAAGAACAUCAAAUAUAUAAUAGUGAUAAUAAUAGUGAUGAUAAUAGUGAUGAUAAUCGUGAUGAUAAUAGUGAUGAUAAUCGUGAUAAUAAUAGUGAUAAUAGUAGUGAUAGGAGGAAAUACGUUUUAUUCUUAAUGAGCAUUAGACCAGCACUUAUUUAUAAAUUAUUAUGUUAUUUUAUUUUAAUGAUUUAUAUUUUAAUUUCAUUAGUUGUAAUAUUUCCUAGACAUAUGGAAAGUCUUAUACCAGUAUUUAUAGUAAAUGAUGAAAAAUUUAAAAAUAUUUUUGAGAAUAUGAGGAAAAAAAAAUUAGCUGUAUUUGCUAUUAUGUUUCUUUCAUAUAAUGUUAUAUAUGGAUUAUUGUGUAAUACAAAUAUAAUUCAUAUAUAUCAAAAUGGAAGACUAAUUUACAACGAUUAUUAUGUAGAUAAUUUGUUUAUAAAAAGUUUGGAAAAUAAUUUAAUAAAUAUAAAAAAAUAA